Molecule: messenger RNA, 702 nt
Organism: Penicillium antarcticum
Lineage: Eukaryota; Fungi; Ascomycota; Eurotiomycetes; Eurotiales; Aspergillaceae
Product: bifunctional precorrin-2 dehydrogenase/sirohydrochlorin ferrochelatase MET8
Exons: 3
Coding region: 1-702 (233 amino acids)
Biological process (GO): siroheme biosynthetic process
Molecular function (GO): protoporphyrin ferrochelatase activity; precorrin-2 dehydrogenase activity
Source: RefSeq, a predicted model, not a curated record
AUGUCCAAGUUCCCAGAAGUCCAGGGUGGUGGCUCAUUGAUCUUGGCCUGGCAGAUUAGAGACAAGCAUGUGUUAGUAGUUGGUGGCGGGGAGGUUGCUGCAGGACGUAUCCUGCAUGCCCUCAAUGCCGAUGCACGGGUGACAGUCGUUUGUCCAGCUGCCGGGCUCAACGAGGAAGUCGCAUUCCGAGUGUCUGAGAAGCAAGUCUCACACGUCGACCGUAAUUUCCAACCCAGCGACCUCGAUGAUGCCGAUAUGGUGCUUUGCGCCAUUGACGACCCGGAAGCUUCAACACAGGUCUGGAAACUGUGCAAGGAAAGGCGAAUCGCAGCAAACAUUGCCGAUGUCCCACCGGAGUGCGAUUUCUACUUUGGCAGUGUCCAUCGUGAUGGUCCAUUGCAGGUGAUGGUCAGCACCAACGGAAACGGCCCCAAGCUGGCCAGCAUCGUGCGCAAGAAGAUCGCCGAGACUUUGCCGGGGAACAUGGGUGCAGCAAUUGAGAAUGUGGGAAAGCUCCGGAAGAAACUCCGUGAAGUAGCCCCCAACCCGGAUCAAGGGCCCAAGAGAAUGAAAUGGAUGUCCGGCGUGUGCGAACAAUGGAGCUUGGAACAGCUCGUAGAGAUGACCGAGCGCGAUAUGGACAGUGUACUCUCCUACUACGAGUCGGGCAAGGUCCCCACGUUCCAGGAAGUCCAGAAGUGA